GCCUUACACGUUGAUUGACAUUGCUAUUGCCGUUGAGAUCCCUUCUGUUUUUUGUUUGUUUUCGCUGUCGUGCGCUAUUAUUUUCGCCCUUACAGGUUAGGCUUAAUCUUCCGUGUACUUGCUUUUGCUGUUGUCUGCCUCGGAGCACGCCGACGCACACGCACACGCGCAUCGACAGCGAUUACGGUGGUUUCGGCUGCGUCCCUUUGCUUUCCCUGGGGCCAUAAAUAGUAGGACUGUUGUUGUUUUCGGUGGGUCCUUCCUAAAUAUAUAUUUAUAAACUCAACUUCUAUUUUUAAAGAGAAUCUAAACAUGAAACUCCGUUGCUUUCUCCUGCGGUACUACCCGCCCGGGAUCACCCUCGAGUAUGAGACCUCGGCUGGUCAGGUUGGCCAGAAGACGAUCGACCUGCUUCUCCUUACCCCAAGCACGUCGUUAGAGCCGUUAGCGGACAAGAUUGUGGCGAGCGAGCCGCUGCUGGGCCACAAGUACCGCGACCAAAUCCUCACGUAUCUGCAGCGCCUCGUGGAGAAGCUGGUCGCCGGCAACCGGCCGAAUCAAACCUUCACGCUCUUCAAGAGCCUGCGGGCGCACAUGCUGCCGCUGACGAACUGCGCCUUCAACAAGAACGGCACGAAGUUUGUGACGGGCUCGUACGACCGCACCUGCAAGGUGUGGGAGACGGCGACGGGCAACGAGCUCGUCUCGCUGGAAGGGCAUCGCAACGUGGUGUACUGCGUGGGCUUCAACAACCCGUAUGGUAACCGCGUCGCCACCGGCAGCUUCGACAAGACGUGUAAGAUCUGGGACGCGGAGUCAGGGCAGUGCUUCCACACCCUCACCGGGCACGUCACGGAAAUCGUCUGCAUGUCCUUCAACCCCCAAAGCACACUGAUCGGGACCGGCUCAAUGGACAACACCGCUAAGGUGUGGGACGUGGAGACGGGGCAGGAGCUGCACACCUUGAUGAGCCACACGGCGGAGAUCGUCGCCAUGAACUUUAACACCUACGGCGACCUCAUCGUGACAGGCUCCUUCGACCACACGGCGAAGUUGUGGGACGUGCGCACCGGCAGCGUCGUGCACACGCUGCGCGAGCACCGCGGCGAGAUAUCGUCCGUGCAGUUCAACUUCGCCUCUAAUUUAGUCGUCACGGGCAGCAUUGACCGCACGUGUAAGCUGUGGGAUGUCGCGUCGGGGCACGCCGUGUCCACGCUGCGCGGCCACAGCGACGAGGUGCUCGAUGUGGCGUUCAGCGUUUCAGGCAACAUGGUCGCCAGCGCGAGCGCCGACACCACGGCGCGCGUCUACAACACCUCGACGUGCCACUGCGUGGCCAGCCUGAACGACCACGAGGGCGAGAUCUCAAAGCUGGAGUUCAACCCGCAGGGCACGAAGAUCAUCACGGCCUCGGGGGACAAGCGGUGUAAUAUUUGGAGCGUGGAGACGGGACAGGUGCUGCAGUCGCUGGUCGGGCACACGGACGAGAUCUUCUCCUGCUCGUUUAAUUAUGAAGGAGAUACAAUCCUGACGGGGAGCAAGGACAACACCUGCCGUAUCUGGAAGAGCUAG
Messenger RNA from Leptomonas pyrrhocoris, 1572 nucleotides. RefSeq lists its product as hypothetical. Lineage: Eukaryota; Euglenozoa; Kinetoplastea; Trypanosomatida; Trypanosomatidae. Gene Ontology annotation, cellular component: cytosolic [4Fe-4S] assembly targeting complex. Gene Ontology annotation, biological process: iron-sulfur cluster assembly. The transcript has a single exon. The coding region runs from base 313 to 1572 and encodes 419 amino acids. The record is from RefSeq and is a predicted model, not a curated record. Gene Ontology annotation, molecular function: protein binding.